Molecule: messenger RNA, 1281 nt
Organism: Penicillium pulvis
Lineage: Eukaryota; Fungi; Ascomycota; Eurotiomycetes; Eurotiales; Aspergillaceae
Exons: 3
Coding region: 1-1281 (426 amino acids)
Biological process (GO): calcium import into the mitochondrion; mitochondrial calcium ion homeostasis
Cellular component (GO): uniplex complex; mitochondrial inner membrane
Molecular function (GO): calcium channel activity; uniporter activity
Source: RefSeq, a predicted model, not a curated record
AUGCUGUUCGGAGGGACGCAGAUUCGAACUCUAAAAAAGGCAAAUUAUGUCGAGAAGAUGGGCGACAAUGAGAAGGUUGAGGAGCUACUGGAGUCCCUAGAGGUCAGAGAUGACAAUAAGGACACCCAGCCUCACCUUAGCUUGGAUGAGAAGAACGCCAAGCGGGCGGAGGAAAUGUCAAAGGGAAAAAUGUUGACUACACCAUCACGGUUGUUCAAAUUAAUAAUUCCCCUAACGACUAUCGAUACAACAGGCAACAAUGACAAAGGAAUUGAACCAAUUGCAAUCCUUGUCCACCCCCAACAACCCCUCUCCUACCUAGAGCAACUCAUACAAUCCGAACUCCCUGCCAUCGAAGGCGAAAAGCAAAAGCUUCGCCCUCCCACAAUCUCCUUUAUAGCCCUCCAACACGAAGACAAUGCCAUCAAGCCCAAAAAACGUGUCGAGGAUCUUGAAAGGACUGUCGACACAGAACAGCAAGAGGGCGGCCCUAUGCGCCGCCGUCGAUCCCACGAAGAAGACGCUGAGAUCUACAGCUACCCCAGGAAAACAGACACUAGUCUGGAUUCACUGAAGGGCAAGCCUGAGCGUUUCGUACGAUGGUCCCAAGCCACCGAAGUGGGCGACUUCAUCCGCGACGCCGCACGCACACGCGAGUUCAUCGUGUCGAUAGAAGGUGCCCCAAGCGGAUUGGGAGAGAUUCGUGUCACUGUCCCGUCAUUUGACGAACGUACAUAUUUCCUACGGAUGCGGAUGCGGAAGCUUUCCCGCCGUAUCCAAGCGAUCGCAGAGAUUAAGCACAAAUGCGAUGAGUUAGCGCAACGUGGUGCGCAGCGAGUCGCGAUUGGAGGAUUUGGUAUCCUCUCCGUGUGGUGGUAUAGUGUGUACAAAUUGACGUUUGAAACUGAUCUGGGAUGGGAUACUAUGGAGCCGGUUACGUAUCUGGUUAGUUUGUCUACGUUGAUGGGUGGUUAUCUGUGGUUUUUGUACCACAACCGGGAGAUAUCGUACAAGUCUGCUUUGGACUUUACGGUCAAUGCACGACAGAAGAAGCUGUAUCAGCAGCAUAAUCUCGAUCUGCAACUCUGGGAGACGCUCAUCGAUGAGGGAAAAGCGCUGAGAAGGGAGAUCAAGGGAAUUGCAGCGGAGUACGAUGCUGAGUGGAACGAGCGGGUUGAUGAGCAGGACGAGAUGGUUACUGAGGCAUUGAGGUCGAAACCGAAGGAUGAAGAGAACAAGGACAGUAAAGAGAAGGAUAACAAAGAGAAAGAUAGUGAUUGA